Messenger RNA from Diuraphis noxia (Russian wheat aphid), 2410 nucleotides. Its product is annotated as acyl-CoA Delta(11) desaturase-like. Gene Ontology annotation, biological process: unsaturated fatty acid biosynthetic process. NCBI's taxonomy places the organism in Eukaryota, Metazoa, Arthropoda, Insecta, Hemiptera, Aphididae. Gene Ontology annotation, cellular component: endoplasmic reticulum membrane. The record is from RefSeq and is a predicted model, not a curated record. Gene Ontology annotation, molecular function: iron ion binding; stearoyl-CoA 9-desaturase activity.
CCGGCAGGCACCCGGCCCAGUCAGCCAAACGCGCGCCACYAUYGUGUACGUGCYGCGCACUCAAGCGUACACAGCACACAAUCCGUGUGAAUAUCGCAUUGUAUUAAUUCAUGAUAGGUAACCGUGCGAUUAUUGUAUAUGAAAACGUCAUAUCGUACUCGGCUAAGUUAAUUUAUUUACAAAAAUAAGGUUCUAUUUUCCUGUCGUAACGUCGAAGAAUUCCAUUUCAAGUCCUAUAUUGAAUCUCAUACAUUAUUAAGAUGGGAGUACAAAUGAGAACAAAGACCGAAGAAACGGCUGAGCCUCUGAUUGAAAAUAACAACAAGGAUAGCUUGGAUGAACCUCUGAAGCCACAACCUCCACAAAAACGUGAAAUAUUAUGGGCUACAGCUAUAUAUUUAACCACUUGGCACAUAUUAGCUGUUAUCUGUACGAUACUUUACUGGAAGAAUGUCAAAAUGGCUACCAUCUUAUGGAGUCUUCUUGUUGGAUUCAUUGGACAGUUUGGUGUAACAGCAGGUGUGCACAGAUAUUACACUCACAAAGCGUACAAAGCCAAGAUUCCUUUGCAAAUCAUUCUUCUGGCUUGCUAUUCAGUUGCUGGACAGUACAGAGUAACAGAUUGGGUUCAUGACCAUAGAUUKCACCAUAAAUUUAGUGACACUGAUGGUGAUCCCCAUAAUGCUAAACGAGGAUUGUUCUUCUCACAUAUUGGUUGGUUGAUGCAACGUGGACACCCAGAAGUAUUCCGUCGUAGCAAAACCAUUGAUAUGACUGAUAUAAAUAACGACCCCUUAGUGCAAUUCCACACAAAAUAUUAUUGGUUUUUCAAAAUAACUUUAUGUUUCGUAUUGCCUGUACUUGUACCUGUGUUUUGUUGGAAUGAAAGCUGGAUGGAAGCAAUUGGAAUUAGUGGAGUAUUGCGGUUUGUGAUUUUCACCAACAUGACAUUUUCAAUCAAUAGCUUGGCUCACUUCUGGGGAACAAAACCAUAUGACACACGCAUAAGACCUGUACAGAACAUGGCUUUGGCUAUUUUGACUACCGGAGAAGGCUGGCAUAACUAUCAUCAUGCAUUCCCAUGGGACUACCGGGCAGAAGAAUAYGGUGGAAACUUUACCAACCCAACUACCGUAGUUUUGGAUUUGUUUGCCAAAAUUGGAUGGGCAUACGACUGCAAAACACCAUCAGCAGAUCUCAUCAAACAAGUGGCUAACAAGCAUGGAGAUGGAAGUUGGAGCGAAAUACCGGCUGAAUGCAAAUAGAUUAUUAUCAACACUAAUGCAUUUUUCUAAAUAAUUAAAAGACUUCAUGAACUUUUAAAUGCCUUCAUAGAAUGUUAUUUAAUAUCUAAAAUUACAAAGACUAGAAUACAAUUAUGUUGUACAYCUAUGAAAUGAUAAUAACUGCAAUGGCAUUCAGUAUUUCAAUAGUUUUUGGUUUUACUUUAAAUUUUGGUGUAAUUUUAUAGAUUUUUUUUCUUGUGAAUAUUAGCAAUACGAUUGGGUAACAACAUAUUAGUUUAACUACACAUAUUUAUAUACUCACACAUACAUAUUAUAUAUUUAUAUAUACACACUAUACAGCUAACGCUUUACACAUACUGUUGUACAUAGUACAGUCAAUUUUGGCUAAAUUCCUGUUGUCUUGCACAUAAAAAAAUAAUGAAUCACUUACCGUUAUAACUACACCUUAAAAUACUUUAAUUUAAAACAUGUAUAUGGUGAUCAUUGAAACAAAAUAGCAUAUUGUGCUAAUAAUGCUCAAACAUUAGUACCCAAUCGUAUUACAUUGUCCAAAAUUUAGAUAAGUAUCAAAUAAAAAUUAUUUAUUAUAAACAUUUAGUUAAUCGGUUGCARCUGUCCAAUGACGAAUCAAUAUUCCCAACGAGCUUAUGAAUAUAGCAUCAAGUAAUCUUACAAUGAAUACAAGUGUGUGUGUACAUGUAUGGACAAAAGAUGUGAAUGUGAUAUUGUAAUGUUUAUAGAUAUAUGGAAAUUUGUGAUGUAUUUCACUUUCUUUAAAAUGUACAGUUUAACAUAAUAUUACGAUUCUAGACGUAACAAUAUUUACUGGUAUCGUGCCAUUCUCAUAGGUUGAUAAAUGAGUAUGUUAGCAAAAUAUACAAAACUAGAUGAUUAUUAUAAUAUUAUAAAAUAUAUUAUAGUAGAGCCAGAUAUCUACAAUAUGCUAUGUAAUAUUAUGCACAUAGGCACCAAUCACCAGAAUACCUAUCACAUUAACACAUAUACAUACAUGUAUACAUUAUGUUAGUCAUUAGACCCUUAAUAAUAGGUGUAGGAAAUUUUUUUGUGAUUUUCUUUUGUUUUAUCAUUAUGGUAAUUAAUAUUAAUGGUAUUAGAAGUAACACGAUGAACUGAAAUAAAUAAAAUUUUAUUUACAAAAUAAA